CUUUGUGAUCGUUGUGCUCGUUUCCGUCUUCACUGCAUAGCCGCUAGCGGAUCCGAAAUUAUCUACUGCAUGUCUUCUUCAUUUGGUGGCUCAGCAAUAUGCCCGCGAUGCGACAAGACAGUCUAUCAGGCUGAACAAAUCAUGGGUCCAGGUCGCAAGGUUCCUCUUCAUGAUCUUCUCGUAGAACUAGAGCUCAUAGACUUUAGUUCUACCACAAGGUACAUUACGGCUCACCGGCCGUCCGUAGAUCUGAACGAAAGUUUAGCCUUGCUUAUCUUGUAUGACCUGCAAAAAGCGACUGGACUCAUUGUCGCUUCUAGAGCACGAUCAAGAGCCUUACUGGUGUGUUCCUGCGUUUCAGCGCAUUUAGACCAACCUGACGAGGCCAGCAAAUCCUGUCAUUCCAAGAAUUUCGGAACACACAAUCCUGGCCACCGUAACGUUGACCCACUGCUUACGCCUCCCCGCAAGGUACCCAUAGGCGUGACAUUAUCCGAAAGUCCGAAAAGCACCGCUCUUGAGACUUCUCCAGUCAAUGCGGUGGCGGAACGAUAUGCAACUGCAGCAGCAAUCCAGCGACGUCACAUGACAGGUGACGGUAUCGACUCUACCUCACCACGACCAAUCCCUCGCUCCUUGACAGGCGGUUCACCUUCUCCCAGAAGGACAUUUGGGGUGGACAAUCCAAAGUGUGCAAGGUGUACCAAAGCUGUCUAUUUUGCCGAGCAAGUGAAAGCCGUUGGCAAGAUAUUCCACAAGGGCUGUCUCCGAUGUGUUGAAUGCAACACCCUGCUCGAUUCGAAUCGUCUCAGAGAUCACGACGGUGAGCCGUUGUGUGCUAGUUGUCAUACCAAACUUCAUGGACCGCAAGGGCUGCGAAAGUAG
Mycena indigotica is the source of this 885-nucleotide messenger RNA. Its product is annotated as Cysteine and glycine-rich protein 3. The record is from RefSeq and is a predicted model, not a curated record. Bases 70 to 885 code for a protein of 271 amino acids. Gene Ontology annotation, cellular component: cytoplasm. The transcript has 3 exons. NCBI's taxonomy places the organism in Eukaryota, Fungi, Basidiomycota, Agaricomycetes, Agaricales, Mycenaceae. Gene Ontology annotation, biological process: actin cytoskeleton organization.